AUCAUACUUGCCAGGAGCAACUCCAUUCUAGUCACUGCCCUCCCUCUUGCCGCCAGUGACGUAUCUCCCGAGGAGCACCGGAGAGAACAUGCCGAACAUCAAGAUAUUCAGCGGGAGCUCCCACCAGGACUUGUCCCAGAAAAUCGCUGACCGGCUUGGACUAGAACUUGGGCGAGUGGUGACGAAAAAGUUCAGCAACCAGGAGACGUGUGUUGAGAUUGGAGAAAGCGUACGAGGAGAAGAUGUUUAUAUCGUUCAGAGUGGAUGCGGGGAGAUAAAUGACAAUUUAAUGGAACUUCUGAUAAUGAUAAACGCAUGCAAGAUAGCGUCCGCCUGUCGUGUCACUGCUGUUAUACCUUGCUUUCCAUAUGCACGGCAAGAUAAGAAAGAUAAGUCACGGGCUCCAAUUUCUGCUAAGCUUGUUGCUAAUAUGCUGUCUGUGGCUGGAGCUGACCAUAUCAUUACUAUGGACCUUCACGCCUCCCAGAUUCAGGGUUUCUUUGAUAUUCCUGUGGAUAAUUUAUAUGCUGAACCCGCUGUCUUGAAAUGGAUUCGUGAAAACAUCGCUGAAUGGAAAACCUGUACCAUAGUGUCACCAGAUGCUGGUGGUGCCAAGAGAGUUACAUCAAUUGCUGACCGACUGAAUGUUGACUUUGCUUUAAUUCACAAGGAAAGGAAAAAAGCCAAUGAAGUUGACCGCAUGGUUCUUGUGGGUGAUGUUAAAGAUAAAGUGGCAAUUCUUGUUGAUGACAUGGCAGACACCUGUGGAACCAUCUGUCAUGCGGCAGAUAAACUUUUAUCUGCUGGAGCCACCAAAGUGUAUGCAAUCUUAACUCAUGGUAUAUUUUCUGGCCCUGCUAUUUCUCGGAUUAAUAAUGCGUGUUUUGAAGCUGUGGUGGUGACUAAUACUAUACCUCAAGAGGAAAAAAUGAGACAUUGUCCAAAAAUUCAGGUCAUAGACAUCUCUAUGAUCUUGGCUGAAGCAAUUCGCCGGACACACAAUGGAGAGUCGGUCUCGUACCUGUUCAGCCAUGUUCCUUUAUAGCACCCUCACUAGCUGAUGUUUUCCUUCUCGAUGUUCCCUUAAGUACAUCUAACAGGGGCACAAUGUAAUCGGCUGAUAAUUUCAUCAUUUACCAUUCCUAAUUUACAAGCGUUUCCAUCUUGUGAAAGAAACGGGAAUGGUAUUCAUCGUGCGGGAAGAGGCCCACUUGCCAACUGUAGCUGUAUUUCAUUGGAAGGCAUGAAGAGUCCAUCCUUUAAUUUUAUUUGUGUUUUGUGUAUUUUAAUGAAGAACUUUGUUACAAAUUGCCACUUUGUGAAUGAAGACAGAAAGACGACUGUUUUGGUUUUCUUUACCCUGUUUUUGCUGGUUUUUCAUUUUUUUUUUUUUUUUUUUUUGUUCUUUUUUAAUAAAGAAAGCUCUUUCAGCUCUGCCACUGGUGACGUAUGACCUGGAUGCUAUCAAGAUGUCAUUUAUUUUCGCUUAUUGAGCAGCGAAAUGCUUUUCAAGACCAGCCAACCAACCAAUGUUAACAUCUUGUGGGAGGGGAUGGGGUAUAUUAUUGUUUACUAGGCCCUGUAAGUGACGAAGGAUCACUGAAUGCUGCUGUAUUACAUCACUCAGACUUUUUUUUUUUUUUUUUUAACUAAAGUCCAGUUUUUUGGCCUGUAUACAUUUCUUAUGUGGAUUAAA
Messenger RNA from Bufo bufo (common toad), 1696 nucleotides. It is a transcript of the gene PRPS1, whose product is annotated as phosphoribosyl pyrophosphate synthetase 1. Gene Ontology annotation, biological process: purine nucleotide biosynthetic process; ribonucleoside monophosphate biosynthetic process; 5-phosphoribose 1-diphosphate biosynthetic process. The record is from RefSeq and is a predicted model, not a curated record. The transcript has 7 exons. Bases 89 to 1045 code for a protein of 318 amino acids. NCBI's taxonomy places the organism in Eukaryota, Metazoa, Chordata, Amphibia, Anura, Bufonidae. Gene Ontology annotation, molecular function: ribose phosphate diphosphokinase activity; ATP binding; magnesium ion binding. Gene Ontology annotation, cellular component: cytoplasm; ribose phosphate diphosphokinase complex.